Nasonia vitripennis (jewel wasp) is the source of this 1289-nucleotide messenger RNA. RefSeq names its product coiled-coil domain-containing protein 12. Bases 291 to 740 code for a protein of 149 amino acids. The record is from RefSeq and is a predicted model, not a curated record. Gene Ontology annotation, cellular component: post-mRNA release spliceosomal complex; U2-type spliceosomal complex. Lineage: Eukaryota; Metazoa; Arthropoda; Insecta; Hymenoptera; Pteromalidae. The transcript has 3 exons.
UUUUAUAAAAAAUCCUCGAAUUGACGCAAGUCCGGCAGAAUUUGCUUAAUUAGUUCUUACGUUUACAUCAUGCACCUUGUACAAUAUUUAUACGUACCUAAAUGGACAUUAUUGAUAUUGCCGAAAAUUAUUUUUCCACUGUCGACAUCUAGCGGUUUAUGCUUGUAGUGUAUCGCCGACAUGCGUGCACGCCUGCACGGUGCAGAUUACUGUUACGCAGUAUGGACAGGUGAUUCGUCCUAUAGUUUGUUUACCAAGUGUAUUUGUGUAAUGAUUUUCGUAAGCGAAAAAUGACAGAAGAAAAAGUAGGUACACUCGUGGAGGAGGCUCUGAAACGAAAGCAAAGGCUGCAGAGUUUAAAAAGGAAAAAGGAUGAAAGUGCACAGGAUAAGAGCAUUACUGAUAAACUUCCAGCACCGAGAUUCAGAAGUUAUAAGCCACAGGAUGAGUCAUUGAAAAAAAUAGCUCUUGAAGAUGCCAAGGCUGGUGAUGUGGAAGCUGAGGUUCAGGAUCAACUUGAAGCAGCCACUGCAAAACCAGUCAUUGAAGAAUUGGACAUUAGUAAUCUUGCACCUCAAAAGCCUGAUUAUGAUCUGAAACGACAUGUAGCAAAAAAGUUGGAUAAACUUACGAGAAGAACUCAAAAAGCCAUAGCUGAACUGAUUAUGGACAGGUUGAAAGCAGAACAAGAUCUCGCUACAGCUGUUAACAUUGGAAGUGAAGUCUCAUCCAAAAAUUAAUGUAUAUAAGUCAAGAUGUAAAUAUAAAAGCAGCAUAAUUUCAUUUUUUACUUUCAUACUUUCAUUAAAUCAAGUUAGAUUUGUAGUUUUUCAAAAAUGAUUUUCCAAGUUAAGGAUUUUAAUGAGACAACAAAAUAAUAACUGAUAAUAAGACUAGGAAUACUGAUGUUGAAUUUUAAUAUUAUUCUCGUCUUAAUUCUUAAAUAUUUUACAAUCAAUUUUUCAUAAAAUUGUACACAUAAAACAAGGGUAUCAAUUUUAUGCACGAUUUCAAUUUAUACUAAAUUUUAUAAUUGUACAAUAUGGAUAAAACAAUAUUGUUUGUCUAAUGUAAACAAUUAAAAAUAAUGCCUUCCAAGAUCAAAGUGGUUUUAUUCUUUACAAGAGUUUUUGCUAUAAACGUUUAUGAUGUUGAGGUAAGUUGCAAGACUACAGUCAUUUCCAUGUAUGUAUAUGUGCAAAUUAUUUUUACUUACAUUAAUCUUUUCUUGUGUACUAAUAAAAUCUUGGAGGACCUUAUUUUGCAUACAUUACAAGCAGUUACGUACA